Messenger RNA from Protobothrops mucrosquamatus (brown spotted pit viper), 1399 nucleotides. RefSeq names its product Smad nuclear interacting protein 1 (gene SNIP1). The coding region runs from base 1 to 1023 and encodes 340 amino acids. Lineage: Eukaryota; Metazoa; Chordata; Lepidosauria; Squamata; Viperidae. The record is from RefSeq and is a predicted model, not a curated record. Gene Ontology annotation, biological process: miRNA processing. Gene Ontology annotation, cellular component: nucleus. Gene Ontology annotation, molecular function: mRNA binding; protein binding. The transcript is spliced from 4 exons.
AUGGAGGAGUCGGAGCGGCGGCGGCGGAGGCACCGGAAGCGCAGCCCGCGGGGAAGCCCCCGGGAAGCCGACAGGUCGCAGUCGAGGAAGAGGCGCCGGUCCUCGGGCAAAAAGAGCAGGUCGCCGCCGGCCCGGGAGAAGCGGAGCCGGAGUCCGCGACACGCGGGCGUCAGGAUAAAGCAGGAGCCGGAGGAUCAUUCUCGGAGGGGACAUGAAGAGCGGCAGAACCAAGAGCGCUCAGAGCUUGAACACAGGCAACGAAAAAGCAAUAGAGAGAGGUACCGGGAUCAUUCAGGUCGAAGGAAGUUCACUAAGGAACAGGCCGAGAGCCGUGGAAGGGAACAGGAUGGCCGCCAUCUCCUGGAUCAGCAGGCGGAUAGGGAAUUCUAUAAUGACAGGCGGCGGCAACAUCGUCAACAAAUGGAAGCAAGUGGAGACGAAGAAAAUAGUGAGGGAAGAGGGCCCAGCAACAAGAACACGGACAAGGAGGCUAGCAAAAAGGAAAAACCAAGCUUUGAACUAUCUGGUGCUCUUUUGGAAGAUUCCAAUACUUUUCGUGGUGUUGUGAUCAAAUAUAGCGAGCCCCCAGAAGCACGCAUUCCCAAAAAGCGAUGGCGUUUAUAUCCCUUCAAGAACGACGAGGUUCUUCCUGUUAUGUACAUUCACCGGCAGAGUGCUUAUCUGUUGGGAAGGCACCGGCGCAUUGCUGAUAUCCCUAUUGACCAUCCCUCAUGCUCUAAACAACAUGCUGUUUUUCAGUACCGGCUGGUGGAGUAUACCCGUCCCGAUGGCACAGCGGGUCGGAAGGUGAAACCAUACAUCAUUGACCUCGGCUCCGGCAACGGCACCUUUCUGAAUAACCAGCGCAUCGAGCCUCAACGCUAUUACGAACUGAGAGAGAAGGACGUGCUGAAAUUUGGCUUCAGCAGCAGGGAAUACGUCCUCCUCCAUGAAUCCUCCGAUGCCACCGAGGACAGUCAGAAGACGGAGGAGGAGGAGGAAGAGGAGGAAGAAUCCACCUGAGGACCGGCCGACAGCGGGUCACUCUGGAUCCAGUCGGAUCCGUCUGGUGGACCUUGGAGCCCGGAGGCUCUGGGUGCCCCGGCUGCCUUAACACCUGGAGACUCCUCAGGGGGAGAUUGCUAGACGGGGUGAUGGGCCAGGAAGCCCCAUUUUUGCUUUGGGGCAAUCUUUUCUUAAACGUUGGAUGCCGUUGUAGGAUUCGGUGGCAUCAGGGAACUUUUCCCAGCGCAUGUUUCGUGAUAAAACCUCUUUUGAGCAGCCGGUCCUCCUGAACACGCGGGGCCGCCAUUUACAGUUAACAAAACCUGUUCGUUUUCCCUUUUUUUUUUUAUUGCUGGUGCAGUUUGUUUAAAAAUAGAUGCUUUUUGGUUAAGAG